Culex pipiens pallens (northern house mosquito) is the source of this 1031-nucleotide messenger RNA. RefSeq lists its product as uncharacterized. Bases 241 to 822 code for a protein of 193 amino acids. NCBI's taxonomy places the organism in Eukaryota, Metazoa, Arthropoda, Insecta, Diptera, Culicidae. The record is from RefSeq and is a predicted model, not a curated record. The transcript has 2 exons.
UUUGGUGUUAUUUUGUGAGUCUUUAUUCGCGAAAUUUGAAGUGUUACACUCUCGUAUUCGUCGCAAAAUUACACUCGGAGUUUUCAUCGGGUGUUUUUCUAUUCGGAUCAACUGGAGUUUACUCAAUUCGGCGCGUGCUUAAUUCGCCAUCUAUUGGCUGAUAGCGAAGUCGCGACUAGUUUCUGCACUUGGGUUGCAUACUUAUUGGCGAUUUACUGAACGUGCAGUGCUGCCAUUACAAUGGAUUCGACUGCAACUGACUGUUCAAAAUGCCAUCAGGCCAUCAAGGCGGCUGCUUUCUUCCGGUGCAACGGCAUUUGUGGGAGUUCUUUCCACAUGCAUUGCACUUCCUCCACCCAACAACAGAUGAGGUCGGUGCAGGAUGUGCCGAAUCUUUUUUGGCGCUGCGAUGGAUGUGUGGUGACCAUGGAAACCCCCGAGUAUCGCACUGCAUUCCGGGCCCUAUGUGAAGCUUUGCGCAGCGUCUCGGAAACCCACACGAAGGCUUUUGAAGAGGUCAAAGCUGAGCUGGUUGAAACCAACAACAAGAUCGACCAGUUGAUUUCGAAGCUACCUGAACCCAAAACUGCACCAACUUGGCCUUCCAACAAAAGACGGCGUAGCCGCGUGUCAGGACCGAGUUCCACAACAACUCACCAGUUCGAUCGAUGUCGGCGGCGUUCAACGAAAUGUACUUCCUGUUUGAAUUUCACGAGCCCAUUCCAAGAUUUCGCGAAAAACUACGCAUCGAGUUCCAGGAGCGUACAAGAACUUUGCUUGGUGCGCCUCGCCAGGAUCCCGUCGUUGGCCGGUUACGCAUAGGACGACAAUGACUUGACUUAUUUUUAAAAUGUAUUGUAAUUUACCACGUAUGUUGUCAUGUUAUCAAUCUCGAUGUAAUUUAUUUUAAAAGAAGUGAGGUUUUGUGCCUUUGUGAGAAUGAUUCUAAUGUUUCAACUCACAUCGGCUUUUGCCCUCGCCAACCAAAACAUCCAUGUAGACCCUUGGUUCGAUGGAUUAAUAAUAAAUAA